CUGAAUAUCUUGCCUCGUCACAGCUAUCGCAUUCUAGACGAACUCUACUUGAUCAACCCCUCGAGCAAAGCCGGCACCUGCCCACAUUCGCAAAAAUGAAGCCUGUCGUUAGUGCCAUGCAAGCAUGGUCUUGUGUUGUGGUAUCCGCAUUCGCCAUCGUCAUCCUCUCCAUUAUCGGCGCCCUCUUUAAAUCCAAGCAUCACGAGCUAGCAGGCGGCACCGAAGACCCCGAAAACACGGACGCUGUGGCAUCGACAGUAUUCAUCGCCGUGCUCGUAUACGCGGGAUUCCUCGUCUUCUGCGGCCUCCAGGGCAUGCUCCACGUCCGCGAAAACAGAAGGGGCUCGAUAGCGUUGUAGGGGAAACGCAUCGCUCAGUUUAUUCACCGCGUCAGCGACGGCGAGCUGGGGAGGAAAACCAAGUUAGGGUUCCUCAGAUAUAAGGAACCUGAAAUAGUAAAAUUGUCGAUUUGCCUACGAUUCGA
This is a messenger RNA of Pseudomassariella vexata, 484 nucleotides long. RefSeq lists its product as uncharacterized. The transcript is spliced from 3 exons. Bases 96 to 359 code for a protein of 87 amino acids. The record is from RefSeq and is a predicted model, not a curated record. Lineage: Eukaryota; Fungi; Ascomycota; Sordariomycetes; Amphisphaeriales; Pseudomassariaceae.